Molecule: messenger RNA, 1275 nt
Organism: Penicillium daleae
Lineage: Eukaryota; Fungi; Ascomycota; Eurotiomycetes; Eurotiales; Aspergillaceae
Exons: 1
Coding region: 1-1275 (424 amino acids)
Cellular component (GO): cytoplasm; ubiquitin ligase complex
Molecular function (GO): protein binding
Source: RefSeq, a predicted model, not a curated record
AUGGAGGCUCCCGACUACGAUUCCGCCGGAGGCCUUGCCGCUGCAAUCCGAUAUUUAUACCUGGGUGAAGCUCCCCGCGAGCUGCGGAGCGGACCAGGGACUGGAUUUACAGAAUCCGAAGUCUUCACUGGCAUCGAUAAGAUCUCUCAAUACCUCGAAAUUGAAAGUCUUAUGGAAAGCCUCUUAGACAGCGGCGAUAGACGACGCGCAAGGCAACGCAGAACCACGGAACUUGGCAAGGGCCGUGAUCAAAUAGAAGAGUGGUUCCGGCAAAAUGUACUGGGCAACAGGGUGGUUAUUGAGACCUCGAAACUGGAUGAAGUCAAGUGGUGCCGCAACAAUGCAAUCUUUGCAGACGUCCUGCUGCGAGCAGAUGAGCUGCUAGACGAGGAUGAGGACGCUUCAGAUGAAAUUCCGAAAACUACCUUGUUCCCCUGUCACCGCGCGAUGCUCCUCCGAUCGGAGUUCUUCCAAGCCAUGUUCACGUCAUCUUUCCGAGAAGCGCAUGUUAAGGACCAGCUGCACAUUAUCGACGUGGACUGCUCGCCGGACGUUCUAGAGAUUAUCUUGACAUUCUUAUACACCGAGCGGGCAGAUUUCCCUCUGGAAAUUGCCGUUGACGUUUUGUUCGCCGCUGACAUGCUCUUUAUCGAGAAGUUGAAGACCAAGGCAGCUGUGGUCAUCAGUACCUUGGGCAGUGGUGUCUCACAAGCCGAAGCAGCCAGGACCCGUGGUACUCAAGAUGAAGACGAUAUCGACAUUUAUGCAAUUAUCCGAGCUGCUUGGUUGACUCGCGUCCAACGUCUGGAAGAAUUUGCCGCUCGCUUCCUUGCAUAUAGACUAGAGGCACAUAUUGAUUUGCCUGAGUUCGCGGAAUUAAUCAAAGAGUCUGCGGCUCGCAUUCAGGCGCGUCAGGAAACUGAUUCCAUUGAGUUGCUGGAUGAUAUUCGCUUCUACCUCAACGAGCGGUUCAGAUUGCGGUUCGACGAUGCAGGUCUUGACGAGUUGAUGGAAGAGCAGCCACAACCCGCGAAUGGCGAGGACACCGCACAGACUGAAGAUUUGGAGAAGAUUACAGAAGGAGUUGAGGCAAUGAAGAUCGCCAAGACGACCGCACCAGACACGCGUUCCCAGCAACCGCAGGGGUAUACCCGGGAGAUUCGGACACUGGACGGUGCGCUCGUCGAGGACGAAUUUGACGAGGACGCGAUGAACUACCAGAUCCUGUUGGAGAAGCUGGAUGCCCUCUUGGAGAGACUGAACCUGGACGCUUAA